AUGGCAGGCAGGUGCACGACCCACAAGACAGCCAGCACCGAGGUGCUGCUGUCGCGGGUCGUAAGGAUCGUCCCAAACCUGCGACGGGGCCUGGGCUGGCACAUGCACGAGAAGCCGUUUCGGAAGGUGCGCCACCAGGCCUACGUCGGCAGGGAGCGGGCCAUCACGCGGCUGGCGGAGCAGUUCCGCGCCCCCCCAGGCAUGACUACCAUCGUCGGCGUGGGCAACUGGUCGGCCCAGGACCGGGGGGGCAUCAUGCGGGGGACUCCGCCUGGGCCCUGGAUAGGCUUCUUGCGGCGCCUGCGGCGGGUGUGCAGGAUGGUGGUGGUCAACGAACACAGGUCAUCAAAGCUGUGUUGCGCCUGUCACGCCACCCUGCAGGCCCACCAGUACGUGCGGGUGCGCAAGGGCGAGGAGAAGCUGGUGGACGUGUGGGACACCAAGCGGUGCACGAACAAGGGCUGCAAAGUCCACGUUGUCAACCGCGACGUGAACGGAGCGGCCAACAUGCUGAUGCUGACAAAGAUUUUUUAG
Molecule: messenger RNA, 534 nt
Organism: Auxenochlorella protothecoides
Lineage: Eukaryota; Viridiplantae; Chlorophyta; Trebouxiophyceae; Chlorellales; Chlorellaceae
Exons: 2
Coding region: 1-534 (177 amino acids)
Source: RefSeq, a predicted model, not a curated record